Molecule: messenger RNA, 1548 nt
Organism: Coturnix japonica (Japanese quail)
Lineage: Eukaryota; Metazoa; Chordata; Aves; Galliformes; Phasianidae
Gene: BLOC1S4
Product: biogenesis of lysosomal organelles complex 1 subunit 4
Cellular component (GO): BLOC-1 complex
Source: RefSeq, a predicted model, not a curated record
GCCUCCAUUGCUCACAUGAUGGAGGCGCCGCCUGACAGGGGGCCGGGCGGCGGUAUGGCGGCUGCGGGGCCCGAAGAGGGGGGUGAGCGCUCCGCUGGGGACAGCGGGAACGUCUCUCAGAGCCACAGCAACGCAUCGGGGCUGGGGGGGCAGGAGGAUGACGAGGGGGACGCGCUGGAUGCGUCGCUCAGCGCCACCGCCGCCGCCUAUAGCACGUACCUGCUGGUGGAGCGUAGCGCCUACAGCGAGCAGGUGGAAAGCUUAGAGAAGAGCCUGGAAGAGCUGCUGACGAGAGUGGAUGAGUUUGUGGGGAUGCUGGACAUGAUUCGAAGCGAUUCAUCCCAAGUUAUCAACGAGAGCAUACCUGAAAUUUACACCAAAGCCACAGAGAUGAGGCAGGUAUACAGGAGGAUCGACAAGCUGGAGGCUUUUGUGAAGAUGGUUGCAAACCACGUGGCAGGAAUGGAAGAACGGGUUGUAAAGGCAGAAACAGACCUUGGAGCUUUUCCAAGCACCUUCAAGAAAAUCUUGCACACGAUCAGCAUACCAUCCUUCCGUAACAAAUCGUCUUCCUCACGACAGCAGACUGCCUAUGAGCCUCCUGUCCUCUUCAAGACUGAAGACUAUUUUCCAUGUCCUAAUGAAGCACCUUAUUGACAGUUUUGGUUUUGGAGUUGGUGUGAAUCAGCCAGAACAGGACAAGCCAAGUAAACAAAAGAAAUGACAGCCUCAAAAUAGCUGCAUUUCUAAGUAUUAUUAAUGGCAUAUUGCCGUUAAGAUUGCCACUGUCUUCCUACAGGCAGCGUUUUCAGGUUCUCUUUUUGGGUGUGUUAUUUGAAAAGUCUUCCAAAAACACAGUGUAUAUUUUCAGUUUAUAAUGAGGAAGGAACUUUAAAAACUUCCUGCAUUAGGGUUUGGGGCUUGUUUUUGUUGUUGUUCUUUUUGUGUUUUUUUUUUUUUAAAGAGAAAUAAUAGGAAACAUACUUUUAUACUGCAUCUCUUUUAACACUUAAAUCAGGGCUGCUGUGCCACGAGGCUGUUACUUUUGUUUGUUCUUUUUUUAUUUAAACAUACUGGAGUGAAAGAAAAGCUCUAUGCAUAAAAUCAUGGUAAGCUUUGGAACUUGAUCCCUGCAGCCCGUGUGGAGAAUUACACCACCUCAGGAUGUGCAGGUGGCCAGAGGAGGACUAGGAAGAUUGGUGAGGAGUCGAGGACGUGACUUGGCUUGGGCAGUGUAGUCCAAGCUCAUGAUGUGAACAUCCUGCCCUUCCUGAUGGCCAUCAGGUCAUUGUGACCAGAGCUUCUGAUUAUUGCAACGUGUUAUCAUGUGAUGUAUAACCAGGUGGGCAUGGUGUAUAUUUAAUCUGCUGUCAGAAAGAAAAGGGAUGUAAGUUGAGGUAGAGCCAUCUUUGGGCUGAGCCUGUAUUGAAUGCUUCACCUGACUGAAUGCUAUUCCUUCUCACACUUCUGUGCAGUGACUGAGACUGUCUUUGCUGCCUGGAAUGUGAAUAAAUUAUCAAUAAACGAUUGGCUUAUAUAACACCUGAA